Messenger RNA from Melanotaenia boesemani (Boeseman's rainbowfish), 819 nucleotides. RefSeq names its product stathmin-like 4 (gene stmn4). The coding region runs from base 157 to 723 and encodes 188 amino acids. The transcript has 6 exons. NCBI's taxonomy places the organism in Eukaryota, Metazoa, Chordata, Actinopteri, Atheriniformes, Melanotaeniidae. The record is from RefSeq and is a predicted model, not a curated record. Gene Ontology annotation, cellular component: neuron projection; cytoplasm. Gene Ontology annotation, biological process: regulation of microtubule polymerization or depolymerization; neuron projection development; microtubule depolymerization. Gene Ontology annotation, molecular function: tubulin binding.
UUGCUGAUGCUGUUGCCCGGCGUCUGCAUCCUCACAGCCAGACGGAGGUAACCGAACCAAGCGUACCACCACCAGCAGCAGCAGCGACGACAGGGUCAGAAGGGGGGGUGAGACAGAUCCUCAGCAUCCCUGGAGAGGUACAUACACAGUGAGAAGAUGACUCUGGCAGCGUAUAAGGAGAAGGUCAAAGAGCUCCCCCUGGUGUCUUUGUUUUGCUCCUGCCUGAACCCACAGACUGCAGAAAAAGCUACUUACAAAGCAGAAGAUGCCGUGGACCUGGGUUGGUGCGUCAUCAAAGACGUUGAAGUGAUUGAGCUGAACAAGCGGACGUCCGGCCAGGCUUUCGAGGUCAUCCUCAAGCCCCCGUCCUUUGAUGGCGUUCCAGAACUCAACACCUCCAUGCCGCAGCGCCGUGACCCGUCCCUGGAGGAGAUCCAAAAGAAGCUGGAGGCUGCUGAGGAGAGACGAAAGUGCCAGGAAGCUGAGCUGCUGAAGCACUUGGCAGAGAAGAGAGAGCAUGAGCGAGAGGUGAUUCAAAAGGCUUUUGAGGAAAACAACAACUUCAUCAAGAACGCUAAGGAGAAGCUGGAGCAGAAGAUGGAGGCCAACAAGGAGAACAGGGAGGCCCUGCUAGCAGCCAUGCUGGAGAGGCUGCAGGAGAAGGAUAAACAUGCAGAAGAAGUGAGGAAGAACAAGGAAAUGAAGGAGGAGGCCUGCCGGUAGACGAGAGGAAUCAGGGAGCUAAAAGGGCAAAAGUUCGAGACUGCAAAGUUUUUGUUUUGUUUUUUUCUUCCUUUCUUUUUUUGAGUCCAUUUUGAA